Messenger RNA from Pecten maximus, 1469 nucleotides. Its product is annotated as NAD-dependent protein lipoamidase sirtuin-4, mitochondrial-like. Gene Ontology annotation, molecular function: NAD+ binding; NAD-dependent protein lysine deacetylase activity. The record is from RefSeq and is a predicted model, not a curated record. NCBI's taxonomy places the organism in Eukaryota, Metazoa, Mollusca, Bivalvia, Pectinida, Pectinidae. The coding region runs from base 439 to 1362 and encodes 307 amino acids. The transcript has 3 exons.
AUUCAGUUGAAAUUCUACUUUCAUAAUCACCUUGACUUCCUUUACCUGAUAUCAAUAUGUACGUGUAUCCUGGUGAUAGAGGAAACUUCAUUUAACCGAUCUCUGGAUGGCUAGAAGAACGUUUCACCAAUUAAACAAAAACAGCGCAGAUAUACUUCCUGCAGAUAUUAGAAUAAUUGUUUGCCCACAAAGAGUUGACAAGUGUAAGGUUAGUAACCAUAAAUUGAGUCAGUCUGUUCUCUGAAAAACGCACGAGAGCUGUACAUAACCGCAUCACCGUAGCUACAUCAUAAACAUAUGUACACGGUGACAAUUUGAUACAAAGUAUCUGUAGACAGGAAAGGAUUUCUAGCGAUUUUGUGUGUGAUCGGAUACAACGUUCAACUUUACCAUUGAUCGAUUUAGUAUUUAAUAGGCCUAAUCUUGACAGUUAUUACAAUGUCACUGUUGAGAAGUAUAUUCAGAUAUGCACUGCUACAGAAGAGAGGAGCACAUGUCGUCAGUAACAAAUUUGUCCCAAAAUCAGAACCAGUGAAUGACCUGGACAUCAAUGACCUGAGAGAUUUCUUGUUGAGCAAUAACAAAAUAUUGGUAUUAACAGGAGCAGGGUUAUCCACGGAGAGUGGGAUUCCUGAUUACAGAUCUGAAGGUGUCGGACUUUAUGCUCGAAGUGACAACAGACCAGUGCAAUACAAUGAUUUUAUGAAAAGCGAAACAAUACGUCAAAGGUACUGGGCUAGAAAUUAUGUUGGGUGGCCAGUUUUUUCAUCAUUUCUUCCAAAUAUUUCUCAUAAAAUUUUACGUCAUUGGGAAAUUAAAGGAAAGGUACACUGGCUUGUGACUCAGAAUGUUGAUGCUUUACAUAUGAAAGCAGGGAGUAUUAACCUGACAGAGCUACAUGGAAGUGCUCACAGAGUCAUGUGUAUGAACUGUGAUGCAAAGAUGCCACGGACACGGUUACAAGAACUGAUUGAGAAACACAAUCCGCUGUGGCUGGCCAGAUCUGUGGAAAUGGCACCUGACGGAGAUGUCCAGCUGACCACAGAACAAGUGAAAGGAUUUAAGGUUCCACAAUGUCCAAGCUGUGGUGGAGCCCUCAAACCGGAGAUUAUUUUCUUCGGUGACAACGUACCUAAACCUACCGUGAACUUAGUGUUUGAUAAAGUGAAGGAAUCGGAUGCCGUCCUCGUUCUGGGAUCGUCUUUAGAGGUUUAUUCCGGAUAUCGCUUUGUGAAUGCUGCUCACACACAAAAGAAGCCUAUAGCCAUUGUCAAUAUAGGAGCAACUCGUGCCGACAAUCUAGCUUCGCUCAAAAUCACAGCGAGGUGCAGCGAUGUUCUUCGACGCUUAGAACACUUAUGAUGAAAGUGUCCCAAUAGUGUGUUUGAUUUGUAUAUUAUUGUAUUUUAGAUUACUUACAUUGUCACAUUUGAUCAUUUAUUGAAAUAAUAAAUGAAAUAUCUUGGUGA